Messenger RNA from Trichogramma pretiosum, 1297 nucleotides. Its product is annotated as zinc finger protein 25-like. Gene Ontology annotation, biological process: regulation of transcription by RNA polymerase II. The record is from RefSeq and is a predicted model, not a curated record. The coding region runs from base 187 to 1224 and encodes 345 amino acids. The transcript has 3 exons. Gene Ontology annotation, molecular function: DNA-binding transcription factor activity; RNA polymerase II cis-regulatory region sequence-specific DNA binding. Lineage: Eukaryota; Metazoa; Arthropoda; Insecta; Hymenoptera; Trichogrammatidae.
UCUAGUACAAAGCAAGUGUUUACAAAUUGGUGCGAAUUCGAGGUACAGUGUUGGCUACUCGAGGCACAUAACCUCGAAUAUUUUCUUAAUAUAAAUCGUGAAAACUCACAGUAAAUACCUACAAUCUGAGACCGAGCGAGCGUUAGCGAGCGAAGAACGCCGCUAGUACCUAUUACCAAGCUAAAGAUGGAAAACUCAGAAAACGCAGUCAGAAUGAAAGAAGAACCGAAUGACACCUGGUUAAAUGCAGGCACCGAUUAUAAUUUUGAUUCGGCAAAUCAAACGGGUGAGAUUGAAGAGUUACAAGAAAAGUUGGACCAAAAAAUAUUCGUAGAUUUCGAAUGCAAAGAUGUUAAAUCUGAACCGAAAUCUUUUUCGACAAAAAUCUGCAAAACUGAAGAUCCAAGUAAUCCACCAGUUGUGAAAAUAGAAAACCAAAAUCAGACAAAUUAUUUGAAUGCAAUAUUGAUUGAUUUCGAGUGCAAAGAUUUCAAACCUGAACUGAAGUCUUUAUCAAAAACUAACUGCAAAACUGAGUAUCAAAGUUGUCAACCAGUUAUGAAAAUAGAAAACCAAAUUCAAACUUAUCAUACGAAACACGAAAGUGUAGGAACAUAUGAGAGUCAAACUUACAGUGAUUUAUUAGGAUGCCAGAAUAAACUUGAAGAUCAUGUUGAUGUAAUACAAGAUCGUAGCAAACCGUUAAAAUGUGAAGUUUGUCACAAAUCAUUUAAAUUCCAAAGUAAACUAAAAUUACACGUCAAUGCAGCACAUAUCAAACCCUUUAAGUGUGAGAUAUGUAAUAAGGCAUUUGGAGAUCAGUAUCAACUCAAAAGGCACAUGAUGUCGGUACAUAAACAGAACAAACCGUUUGAAUGUGACAUUUGUCAAAAAUCAUUUGGACGAAAAAGUCACCUCACACUUCACAUAAAUGCAGUACAUCUUCGUAGCAAACCGUUCGAUUGUGAGAUUUGUCACAAAUCAUUUGGACAAAUAAGUACCCUCAAACGUCACAUAAAUGCAGUACAUGAUCGUAGCAAACCCUACGAGUGUGAGAUUUGUCACAAAUCAUUUGGACAAAAAGGUGAUCUCAAUAGACAUAUAAGAACAGUACAUGACCGCAGCAAACCCUUUGAAUGUGAUAUUUGCCAUAAAUCAUUUGGAUACCCGAGUGGUCUCAAGAAACACAUAAAUGGAGUACAUGAACGUAUCAAAUCUUUCUAAUUCGAAAUGUGUCACAAAUCAUUAUCAGACAAGGGUAUUCUCAAUAAACACAUGAAUGUAAUACAAACAUGUG